Molecule: messenger RNA, 4764 nt
Organism: Heterobilharzia americana
Lineage: Eukaryota; Metazoa; Platyhelminthes; Trematoda; Strigeidida; Schistosomatidae
Source: the annotation of a GenBank genome assembly
GACGUGUAUACGCACUUCUUGAUGAUGAUUUCACAAGGUCACAUUUCUUAUUACACGCCUGUCUAGUUAUUUGUCAACCAACCACAACCAAGUAACUUGUCAGACAAACAUACCAUCCCCAUAUUUUAUUUACAAAGCAUAAUUAUGAAAUAGGCGUAGUAAUACACAACUGCCGAAAUAUUAGGCGGACAUAGACUGAAAUAAUACUUGAUCAUUGCCCUUAUUCAUGGAAAGCGAAUUAUGAUUAUCAUCAAUGAAUGAUAUUCAAUUCAAUAUAAUGAUCUGACAAUAUAAUUUAUAUUCAUCGACGAUAGACAUAUCAUAAGAAGUAAUGAGAUAAUCAUUAUGAUAAUGCAACCAUUACUACUCAUAUGGUUAAAAAUUGUCUUCUUCAUAAUUGGUGCAUCGAGUGACAGUUUCUACUUUAUUGUCAAUCCAAAUGAUCAAGAUGUCGAAGAAGGGCAACCGUUACGAUUAAGAUGUGCUGUAACACCAUCAAAGGAUAUUUAUUAUUCAUGGUUACAUAAUGGAACACGUUUACAAUUAGAGAAAGAAGGCGGUCGACGUUACCUUGAAGUCGAUAGUAAUCUACAAAUUCUACAUGCAGAUCGAGAACUAGACCCCGGCACAUAUCAAUCCAGCAGAGAGGCAAAAGUGAACAUUUAUUGGAUGGAUCCAGAUGUUCACGUAUCUUUAGUCAAACCAUCACGUUACGAAGAUAUUCGUCUUGGUGAAGAGGUGGAGUUUACCUGCAAUGUGAGAGCAAAUCCACCUCUAAGUCCAGCAAAUAUAAAAUGGUUCCACAAUGGAAAUGCGCGUCUACCUAAUACAGAAUUUCGAAGUAAUGGAAACUUGCGUAUAGCAGUUUUUGGGAUUGAACACACGGGGAGUUAUCAUUGUCGAGUUAUACAUGCCGCUGGUAAAUUGGAUAGUAGACCACCAUUCUUGAUUCAAAUGACACAUGAUAAUCCACCGAAAUUAUUAACUGAUUUAUUAAAUCAUGAAUUCUCUAAAUUUGUUAUACGUGGUCGUUCUGUUGAAUUGGUAUGCCCUCAACCAGGUGUACAAAAGUCAAAUGAUGGUAUAACACCUAUUACAGUAUGGGGAUUAAUGCCACGUUUAGGGGAACAACAACAACCUGUCUCAACUCUAAGAGAUAUUCAAUUUGCAGAUCAAGAUACAAAAUUAGUAAUCAAUAAUUUUGAUGUACAUCAUGUGAGCUUUUAUACAUGUGAAAUUAGUUGGCCCGGUUCACCAGAUAAAUAUGUUUUCUUAUUUCAAAUUGAAAUAGCUGCUCUUUAUUACCCAAAACGAACAGAUUUUUCACCUCGUUUAAAAAAGAAUCAACCUUAUGUGGUUCGAAUAAAUGAAGAUGCAAAUCUACGAUAUUAUUCUGAUGAUUCACCAUCGAAUUCUUUCAUCAGUGAUCAGAUUUCGAAUCCAACACCAAAAAUUUCAUGGCAUAAAAAGGAUGAACAUCAACCAAUUCCUGUCUGGCCUCCAGUGACAUCAUUAACACACUAUGAAGAGUCAAAUAUGAACGUUCGAAGGCCUAGAAUUUAUGCUCUACGCGGACGUCAUUUAGUAAUCCAUUCUGUAACUGAAUCAGAUUCUGGAUCAUAUGAAAUGAUUUUAACGAAUACUGCUGGUCGAGCUUCUAUUGUAUUUGACAUUUUAGUUAACUUUCCACCUGAGUUCUAUCAACCAUUAACUCAUGAAGAACACGCUUUGGAUGAAGACAGUUCAAUUACAUUAGACUGUGGUAUUAAAAAACGUUCAAUUCCUGGAAGUAUAGUCUACUGGGAGAAAGAUCAACGGGUUCUAGAGAAAUAUGCUAAUAGUCUUAUGGUUUUGGAGAAUAAUGGAGAGACUCUACGAUUUCCUGAAUUAAAACCAGAAGAUCAAGGUCAGUAUCAGUGUUUUGUACAAACUGAUGGAUAUAAGGAACGAUGGGCUGGUCGUGAACAAACUUUAGUUGUUAAAGCUAAAUUACAAUUUUUACGUGAACUUCGUGAACAAUUCUUAGAAAUAAAUGUACAAGGAAGGAUUCCGUGUAAAGCUCGAGGUUAUGGUAUAGUAAGUGUUGAAUGGUUUCGUAAAAUUGAAUCAUAUUCUAAUGAUUUACAAAGAAUUCGUCCACCUAAUCAAGUUGAAGGUGGUACACUUAUAAUUCAAUAUGUUCAAAAACAUGAUGCUGGUGAUUAUGUUUGUAUUGCAAAAUCAACUUACAAAAAUGCUCAGAUCAAUAUGACUGUAAAAGUGAUUGUUGGAGAAAAGCCUCAAAUAUCUCAAAUAAGCGCAAACCAAACUGUUCGUGUUGGUAAUCAAGUUAUACUUAACUGUCAUGCCUCAGGCGAUCCACAUCCACAAAUUAGCUGGAUAGUGAAAAAACCUGGGUAUAAAGUUCCUAAUGUUUAUACACCAAUGGUUGAUGUUUCAAGUGAAACAGAGAAUAAUGAUCAGUCUGCAGACUUGUCUGAUUCAAGUCGGUCAUCUGAUCAUUUACACGAUCAACAGUUUCUGCAACCAUCUGGUUCAAGUUCAUCUUCAUCAGCUUCAAUUGACCAUAGUAUUAAUACUGCAUCAAAUCCAGAUGCUGUUGUAGCCGCUAUUUCAAGAAAUAUGAAAGCAAACAGUGGACGUAUAACAGCAUUUCCAAACGGUAGCCUAAUUAUCAAGCAUUCGCACUUAUCAGAUCAAGCUGAGUACAUAUGUGUGGCUGGCAAUAAACAUGCUAUUAAAACUCGUCAAGGAGUUUUUGUUAGAGUUCUAACUCCAGAAGAAUAUACUAGACAACAACUUGGUGAAGAUGGUUCCAGUUCUGGUAUGAUGAAAACAAUAUGCAUAGUUGUUGGUUGUGCAGUUACAUAUUUAGGUUUGAUUAUUGGCUUAACAGCAUUCUGUAGUAUACGUAUGGUACGUACUCGACGUAAUCGAUCACGUAAAACUGGUGGCAAGCUGCACGAAAAUGGUCAAUUACUUAAUACUCUGAAUGAUUCUAGUAAUCCAAAUGGAGGAAAGAGAGGAUCACAAGGAAGUGGCACUGGAGCAGGAACAGGAGCAGGAAAUUUUGAAAGUGGCUUGCUAUUAGGAGGUGCUUCUGGGAUAAAUACAACCGCUAAUGCAUCUCUAAGUCAUCUACCUCAUUGCGGUCGUCCAGUUCUAACGAGUGCGUCAGGAACACGCAGUGGGACUAGUUAUCCUGACUCAAAUACUUUACCACAUCCUUUAAUGUGUACAGAGGCCAGUCCAAAUCAACGGGCAAACAUUCCAGUGAACGAUACUAAAUGCUGGUGGCCUGUAUCUGAUAACGUCUUUUAUGGACAAAACGAUGCUCAGGCUAAACUGUUACAGUCUACUGGUGCUGGACCAAUAGAUGGAUUCGUUAAUCCGAUGACAGACGUUACAGAUCUCAAUGGUCAAUCAUACGUUCAAGGGCAUUCUAUGAUGAAUCCUUCAUGUAACCUAAUGUUUUCUGGUCACAAGGGUACAAGCACAGGUGUUGGAAGUAGUACAAUCGCCACGACUACAUCAGAAUCGCAUCUUGUUUCUGCACCCCCACCAACGCCUCUUGAUUCAAGAUCACAUUUCAGUGGGGUUUCUUCUGGUAAUUCAACAAGUUUGUAUUCCCGAUCACUUUUAAGUGGUGCUUCAAACUUUGGUUCACCUCCUAAUCAAUCAGCCUCACAUAUGAAUGGUAUUAACCAGUAUGAUCAAUCAAAUGGAUUACAUACUAUCAGUCAAACAGAUCGUAUGAAUUAUCCACGUUGUGAAUUGCAAAUGGAAGGAAUUUUGGGUAAAGGUGAAUUUGGUGAUGUAUUCCUGGCACGUGCUCGUCAUAUACAAGAAGGUGAAGUUCAAUCAUUAGUAUUAGUGAAAUCGCUUAGUUCACGUGAUUCAGUGCAUAUCAAUGAAUUUCAUCGUCAACUAGAAUUGUUUGGUCAAUCUGAUCAUGAUUAUGUUACACGUUUGUUAGGCGUAUGCAUGGAACAAGAACCUUUCUACAUUUUGUUAGAAUAUUGUGAAUGGGGUGAUCUGAAACAAUUUCUACGCUGUAUGCGUGAAGAGAACUCAGCACCAUUCAAAAUGCCACCACUUACGUGUGCUCAAAAGAUGAGUAUAUGCAAACAGCUUGCACUCGGUAUGGACUAUCUUGCACAUAUGCAUUGUGUUCACCGUGAUUUAGCGGCAAGAAAUGUACUAUUGACACAAGAUUUAGAAGUAAAAAUCUCAAGUCUUGGCUUAGCUAGAGAUGUUUACGCAAAUGAAUAUUAUCGUCUACCGAAUACAGAACAAUUUAUUCCUUUACGGUGGUUUGCUCCAGAACUCAUUCAUGAGAUUACAACUAAUACCGCAAUCAGUACGACUAAUCGACAUUUAGCAUUAUGCAAUGGACGUGAAAAUGAUUCUAUAAAUCAACUAGCUAAUCCAUCAAUACCUUAUUCAACCCAAUCAGAUGUUUGGGCAUUCGGUGUACUGGUCUGUGAAGUCUUCUCACUAGCUGCCCUUCCACUAGCUAGGCUAUCAGAUCAAGAAAUUAUUGUAGCUGGUCAGCGAACAGCUAUGCAAGUAAGUGGUGGAGUCAGUGGUUUUACAAAAUCAAAAAUUAAUCCUACUGACUCAUCACCACUUAAACCAGAUUUAGUUGCUGAUAUACCAAGUGAAUUGGCUAGUCUACUUAACCGUUGUUGGUCUCCUGCUCCACAACAUCGACCUACAUUCAGUGAAAUCGCUAUAGUUAUACGUGAUCUAGCCUCAUCAUAA